CUAACAGUAUAAUCUCUUAUGUUUCAGACAAUAACAGGAUGCCACAAAAUGAGUACAUUGAACGAUUCGUCAAGCUACACGGGCGCAGACUUGACUAUGAAAUUCGCAAAAGAAAGAAAGAAGCUCGUGAGAAGAAGAAGAACUAUGGCAGAAUUCUAAAAGGUAUCAAAGCUAAACUAUGGUUCCAAGAAAACAAGCGUGAGAAAGUCCAACUUCAGAAGAAGAUCAAAGCUCAUGAAGAGAAACUUCUAAAGAAAAAACAGAAACAUGACACGCCUAAAGAAGGAGCCUUGCCAGCGUACCUCCUGGAUCGUGACGUUGAAAGAAAUGCGAAGGUUUUGUCAAAUAUGAUUAAACAGAAACGGAAGGAGAAAGCUGGUAAAUGGGAUGUGCCUAUUCCUAAGGUAAAAGCGCAAGCUGAUUCCGAGGUUUUUAAAGUCAUCCGCAGUGGUAAAACAAAACGGAAAGCCUGGAAAAGAAUGGUUACCAAAGUUUGUUACGUUGGUGAAGGAUUUACAAGAAAACCUCCCAAAUUUGAAAGGUUUGUCAGGCCAAUGGCUUUGAGAUUCAACAAGGCACAUGUUACGCAUCCUGAGUUAAAAGCUACAUUCCAUCUGCCAAUUAUCAAUGUUAAGAAAAAUCCUAGUUCACCUCUCUUCACUAGUCUUGGAGUAAUAACCAAAGGUACGGUGAUCGAAGUCAACAUCAGCGAGUUAGGUUUAGUAACACAAGGGGGCAAAGUUGUGUGGGCUAAAUAUGCUCAAGUAACCAAUAAUCCAGAGCUUGAUGGUUGUAUCAAUGCUGUACUGCUUGUGUAAAUUAUAAUAAUAAUGAAUGAUGUUUUCAAGUCUA
This is a messenger RNA of Bemisia tabaci, 852 nucleotides long. The record is from RefSeq and is a predicted model, not a curated record. NCBI's taxonomy places the organism in Eukaryota, Metazoa, Arthropoda, Insecta, Hemiptera, Aleyrodidae.